Colius striatus (speckled mousebird) is the source of this 7021-nucleotide messenger RNA. It is a transcript of the gene SOCS7, whose product is annotated as suppressor of cytokine signaling 7. Gene Ontology annotation, molecular function: 1-phosphatidylinositol-3-kinase regulator activity. The transcript has 10 exons. Gene Ontology annotation, biological process: intracellular signal transduction; phosphatidylinositol phosphate biosynthetic process. The record is from RefSeq and is a predicted model, not a curated record. Gene Ontology annotation, cellular component: phosphatidylinositol 3-kinase complex. Bases 75 to 1877 code for a protein of 600 amino acids. Lineage: Eukaryota; Metazoa; Chordata; Aves; Coliiformes; Coliidae.
CCGGGGCCGUGUGAGGGCGGCGGAGGCUCGGUCCGGCCCGGUCCCGUCCCGCGAGCCAUGCGGAGGCCGUAGCCAUGCAGCGCGCCGAGCUGCGCGACGGGGAGGCGGCGGCGGCGGCCGCGGCCUCCUACCGGGUGCUCAGCCGGCUGCUGGGCUACGGGGCCGGGCCGGAGGCGGGCGCGGCGGGAGGGGCCGUUCCCGGCACGGCGGGCGCGGGGCCGCCGGGCCCCGGCGGCGGGCGGCUGGCGGGCGGCGGGGCGUUGCGGGGCCCGCGGCCGCCGCCGCAGCUGAUGGUGUUCCGCAACGCGGCGGAGGGGCGGCCCGGCGAGGAGGGCGGCCCGGCGGCGGGAAGCGGCGGGGGCCCGGCGGGCGGCGGCGGGAGUGAGCUGCUCUGCCCGCGGCACCGCUGCGCCCUGGAGCCCAAGGCGGCGGCGAGGUGGGGGGCCGCGCCGCCGGCCGGGCUGGAGCUGCAGCUGGCGGCGCUGGGGCUGCGGCCGCCCGGGCUGGGCGCGAAGGGGCCGGCGGGCUGCCCUUGCCCCUGCCUCGGGCCGCCGCCGCCCGCCGGGCCCGCCGCCGAGGAGACCAGCGACGCGUUGUUGGUAUUGGAGGCGUUGGAGCCCGACGAGGCCGGGAGCUGCUCCGAGGAGGAGCCGGGAUCCCCGGGCCGCGGGGCCGCCCGCGCCGGCAGAGAAGCCCCCGCGCCGCCGCCCGCAGCCCCCGGGGAAGCCGGCCCCGGCGGCAGGAAGGGCUCGCUGAAAAUCCGCCUCAGCCGCCUCUUCCGCACCAAGAGCUGCAGCGGCGGCUCGGCCACCGGGGACGCCGCUGCCAGCGAGGGUCGACGCACCGGGGAGCUGCCCGCCUCGGCCGGCAGCCUGACCGACGUCUGCGGGGCCCGCGGCCGAGAGCAGGAGGCGGGCAGGAAACACAGACUCAUGAGAACUCAAAGUGCCUUUUCCCAGGUUGUGUUCAGCCCCCUCUUCACAGGUGAAACGGUGUCACUAGUGGACGUGGACAUCUCUCAGCAAGGACUGACCUCCCCUCACCCUCCGACUCCACCACCUCCACCACGAAGAAGCCUCAGCCUGCUAGAUGAUAUCAGUGGGACGCUGCCUACAUCUGUCCUAGUGGGUCCAAUGGGCUCCUCCCUGCAGUCGUUCCCUCUGCCUCCGCCUCCUCCGCCCCAUGCCCCAGACGCCUUCCCCCGGAUCGUGCCGCUGCGGGCGAUGGACGCAGUGCCCGGGCAGCCCCCCACACACCUGCAGUGCCCUCUCUACCGCCCAGACUCCAGCAGCUUUGCAGCCAGCUUGCGAGAGCUGGAGAAGUGUGGUUGGUACUGGGGGCCGAUGAACUGGGAGGAUGCAGAGAUGAAGCUGAAGGGGAAGCCGGAUGGGUCCUUUCUGGUCCGAGACAGUUCCGACCCCCGUUACAUCCUGAGCCUCAGCUUUCGGUCCCAGGGCAUCACCCAUCACACCAGGAUGGAGCACUACCGAGGGACCUUCAGCCUGUGGUGCCAUCCCAAGUUUGAAGACCGCUGCCAGUCUGUGGUGGAGUUCAUAAAGAGAGCGAUCAUGCACUCCAAAAAUGGGAAGUUUCUCUACUUCCUCCGAUCCAGGGUUCCAGGUCUCCCUCCAACGCCUGUCCAGCUCCUGUAUCCAGUCUCCAGGUUCAGCAAUGUCAAAUCCCUUCAGCACCUUUGUCGCUUUCGGAUCCGGCAGCUGGUGCGAAUAGAUCACAUCCCCGAGCUCCCGCUGCCCAAGCCCCUGAUCUCCUACAUCCGCAAGUUCUACUACUACGACCCGCAGGAGGAGGUGUAUCUGUCGCUGAAGGAAGCUCAGCUCAUCUCCAAACAGAAGCAGGAGACCGAGUCCUCCACGUAGCGAGGCUGCCUCACCCGGCUUGUUGCUCUCACUGAUGGAAUUGGAUUGUUGCCAUCCUGUAGCCCAAGUCAGGCUGCAGUGGGAAGGAGGCACGUGCCGGCUCAGCCUGCUUCUGCCCUGCUGCUUCUGCUCUCAAGCUCUUUUGUCCAGAGGAAGAGAGUUCAAGGUUCCCAAGAAGCACAGCAGAAGGGGAAGGAGAGCCUCAGCUCCUGGCUGGGGCAGAAGGGAUCUGGGAGGCAGCUGAGCCGAGCUCACAGAUUCCUUGCAGGACAAAGAAUGUCAUGGCACUACUUACAAGUUCUUGAAAGUUUUAUUUUUGAUGUCUUCUUCUUCUUUUUUCUUUAAUUAUUGUUUAUUUUCAGCAUGAGAAAUACUGUCUUAAUGAUCAGCUGAAUUUUGACAUCCUCCCUUGGAAACUUCAAGGUGGGGAAAGGGAGAGAAGGGGACUCUCUUAAGAACAUCGUCUGUUCCAGGCGCUGUGGCAAGACUGUUCUUUGGGCCUCACCCAGAGGGGAUGCAGCCAGAGAGCUUCCUGGAGGCAAACUGAGCCACAAUGAUGUGCAGCUCUAUGGAAUAACCCUUGGGGAGCAGGAAGCUCUUGGGUCAGCUGCACAACUCCCCUGCUCUGUAGGAUCUGGGAGAAGAAGGCCGAAGGGGCAGCUGAGCUUUGCCACUGAAUUUGCAGGGUGGACCUGUAUUCCUUUAAACUAGGCCCAAGGAAAGAGAAGAGCUCGUGAGCCAUUAGGAUAUUGUGGAGCCUUCUGGCAAAGAAAAUGGUUCUUGCUGCACUGGAGAGGAAGGACUGCUCCUCUGAGGAGGCAUUGUUUCUCUGGCAAACACGGAGAGGUUUGGCUGAGCCCCUGUGAUGGGUGGAAGGAAGGAAGGUGGCCAAGCUGUUGCUGUAGCUGUGGCAGCAGGACCUGGGCUGGAGAGAUCUCAGCUGUGCAGAGCUGUGGGAUGUGCACUUGUAGCCUUUCUCUGGCUGUCUCCAGAAGCUGUGAAGGAAGUGGCUUUCUGUCAAGCUGUGAAGGAUCUUGAGCAGGAGUUGCUGGGGCAUUUAAGAGGCAUCUCUGGGGUGACUCGGAGCAAGAGGCAGAGGGUUCUGCAGGAGCAGCAUCUCAUCUCUGUGAGCUUGCCUGCUGCUUCCUCCUCUCCCUGGGGUGUCUGUGGAACCACAGCAGUUCAGAAACAGUAAAGCCAAGAAAGAUGGUAGCUCUUGCUGUCAUUCUGGCCUUGGCACUGGCUGAAAUAGCCCCUCUCACCCCCCUUCAAAUCCUAGUCUGCUGUUUCAUCCACCGCAGCAACUGCAAAGAGUCUGCAUUUCAUGAUGGAGUUUCAAGUUUGCACAAAGUGAUGCUGAGAAGUCUGGAGAAACAUCUUUUCUCCUGUAUUUAAACAAGCAAAUGUUCCUGUGCUCUCAAACCCAGGAGAAGGAAACGCUCCAUCCUGCAACAGCCUGGUUGAGAAUGUGACGUGUGUGACUGAGGUCAGUGCCCUGUGAGGAGGCAGCAGCUGCUGGGACUUUGGGCUUGCCCUGCAGAGUGAUUUCUGACCUUGAAUUGGACAUAAACGUGUCUUAGUUCCUAAAGCAAAUUGGAAGAAUCCUGACUGUCUGCCUCUGCAGUGAAGGGUGCUAACAAAUCCAGCCCUCUCUUUUCUCAGCAUCACCUCUGGCCUCAGUGUUGGUCUUGGAGAGAAAGUGUGUUCUUUUUGAAAAGGAUUUGGCUUCCACAUUAAUAAUUAAGCUUCAAAAUCUGUAGAAAUACCUCAUUGGACACUACUCACUGUUGGACUGUUGGGGCAGUGGUUAUUGGGAAGGGAGAGCUGCCCCAGGACGUGCUGAACCAGCAUAUCCUGACCCGUGGUGAGAGAGGGGAGCUCCUCUGGCCUACAGCCCCCAGCGUCCUCCACUAGCGUUGGUCCUUCCCCUCAGCUCUAGACCCACAGCUCACAGUGGAACCUGCAAAUCAAUGCAGCUGCCUUUGACUCAAAUGCACAGCACUGGGUGCAUGUCAGAGGGGAAAAACAUCUGUACCUGCGGAGGUGGAGCUGGAGUGCUUACACAGCUGGCCCUGCUGCAUCUUGGCCAUGCAUGUGCUGAAGAUGUGAGUCUUCCAACUUCUCUGCAUGCUGGAAAGGAAAAUCUUCCUGAGAGCCAAGAGGUGCCUGAAGUGUCCCAUCUCUGUGCUGGGGAAGAACAGUGUGCCCAGUGCAUGUGUCUCCUGUCAAACUUCUCUCCAAAAAGAGACCCUGGAGACCAGGAUGUGAUGGCGUGGGCUGGUGCGUGGGGAUGGGUGAUGGGCUGUGGGAGAAGCUGGUCCUCUCCCUGGGGUGAUGGUGGUGAUGGUAUUUUCACUCCUUCCUUCCCUCUUCUGGGAUGGAGAGGUGCAGGGUGGGUUUGGGAAGGGGAAACAGCUGACCUGGAGAGCAAGCCAAGGGAAACUGGUGCUGGGCGGGUACUGGGAAUCAGCACAGAGUCUGUCCUGCCAGUGCUGGGGUGGGGUGAGAACACUUGGUCCUGCUCCAUGGCAGGUCAGGAGACAGAUCCAUCCCCUUCCCCUCCACAGAACUCACCAGGAGGAGGGGUGAGAGGGCUCAGCAGCUUCCAGAGCUGUCAAAGGAGCAGCCAGACUUUAGGGGCAAUACUUGAUUCACAUGUGUUUGGUCGGCUGUCCUCCUUGGGAGGACUCCUCUCAGCUGCCUGCUGCUGCUUCUGCUCUUACUUGCACCCCUCCCCAAAUUUAGGCCAGCAGCAGGCUUUAGGUCUGUCUGCAGCAGCUGAAAUGAUGAAGGAAAUGUGCUUGGGGGUUGUAGGAUAGGGGAUGAGCAGGACAGUAACAUAUCAUGCUGAUGAGUUUGGUGUCAGCUGGAGCUGCACAGGGGUCAGCUCUGCCAUGGAGGCGACAGAUGCCCUUCAGCCUUCCCAGGGCCUUCCUCCACCUCACUGUGCUCCACAGGAGCUGGAGCAGGGUCAGUGCCAGGCUGCUGCCUGGGGCUGGUGGUGCUGGAUAAGCUCCUACAGUUAACUGUAGUUAACGGCCUUCUCUUGAAAGCCAUUUAAAAUCAAGCUGUUCCUGGUACUCCUUCACAUCUAGGUGUGAGGAGAGGGAGGGAUGUCAUCUGCUGUUUGGGUGUGGAAAGGCUCCAGAGCUUUGCUUUCAAUGCUGAAUGGUCUCUGCCGAGGUAGGGGUGGUCUCUGGGGAACAUGGGUGAUACCUCAGGGAGGUGGCUGAGUACUGUUUGGCCAGUGAACCCCCAUCCCUGUCUGGGGAGGAACACCUCACGUUUGUGUCCUGCCUGAAGAGGGGUUUGUGGGUUGGUUCUGGAGGGUGCUCUCAUCCUGCUGAUUUGGAAGAAAAUGUUAUAGCCUCCUUUGUCCAACCUUGAAUUCUGCAGAGGUUGCUGCCGUCCUCGUCCCUCUCUCAGGGCCCAGAGGUGGAUGAGCAAUGAAAUGGACCAUAAAAACUGCCAAAGUGCAGAAACUGCCUCUGGAAAAGCUCCUUGUUCAGCUGGAUGGGUGCAGCCUUCAGCCUGGGUUGAACCUGGUUCCCAGGUUGAUAAGAUCCCACGGCAUGGUUUGCUCAAGCCUGUUGGGCUUGGCAGGGCCCCUCCUCCUCUCCCUGCAGCCUGUUUCAGGGUAGGGAAUGACCUGGAUCGCUCCAGCAGUGUGGCAUUUGGAUAAGCCAGGGCAGUUUUCUCACAUCAACCUCCUUGAAAGAAGCAGGGAAAAAAGAAUCCUCCUUAGCUUGGUUUGGGUAGGACCUGCUGCAGGCAAGGUGGGAACCACACAAGCGAGGAGGAAGUGGUGGUUUUGUAAGUCCCAGGCUCGUGGCACUUACAUAUCUGGCCACCUUUUACAGCCUAAGAGUGUGUUUUAAUGGCCCCAUGUUACAGUGUGUGUGCCUGAAGGAGCAGGGGGAUAUGCUGGGCUGUGCCCUGGCCAGGCAGGCUCUGCUGCAGGUUAUGCCUGGGGAUGAAGUCUUGUCUGGGAGCAGUUUGGGGAGGAAAAGGCUGGCAAGUGAGAUUUGCAAAGAGAAGGAUUUCCUGCUCCCCAGAGCAAGGCUGUUGUCUUUUGUUCUUUGCAGUUAAAGUCAGCCCUUGGGACGAUUUUACCCGUAAGAAGUGACCAUCAGGUCUGAGCCUGAUGAAGGUUCAGCGGGGACACAGACCCUCAGGUUUGCAGGGAUGGGGGAUAUUCAUCUGAGCAGCCCCUGUAGUGCUGCUCUUCCUCUCCCUUGCCCCUUAUUCCUCAGCCAGAGUCUUCCAGGUGAGAUGGGGCAGGUGGGACACCUCUGCCACCCCUUCCCAAACCCUCCCCUAGGGAUGCCUCUGACCGUGCCUCCAGCUGAAAAGCACAACUGGUGCCCAGAAACACGGGGGUCUCCCAGUGCCCUCCCCUGGCUGCUCCCCACCUCAGCCAGGGUUUUACCCCACAAAACCACCGAUGGGCAGCGAGUAACGCUGGGUGCAGAUUUGCCUUUCGAGAGGGAAGGAGCAGAUCUCAGCAGCUCCAAGGGCAGGACCGUGUGCUGCUCGUGGCCAGGGUUGCUGACCCACUGUUGGGAGAAAUGCAGCUUUGCUUCGUUUCAUCUUCUUUUGGGGGGUGUUGGGGGGCAGAUGGGGGUUGGUUUGUUCAUUUGGGGUUCUUGUUUUUUUAUUUUGGUGUGUGCUUAAUUUAUUGAAAUAGUUGCUGUAUAAUUUAUUUUCAUAAAGUAUAUUAAAGAAGUUACUAAGUGGGUAAAAAGAACGAAACAGGCUGGCAGGCCAAUCUUUCCGAGGAGAAAAGAGAGAGGGGAAAGAAAAAGAGAUGUUUUUUUGAUAUAAACGCAACAAAUGCACUUUUGUGGGUGUGUUUGGUUAUUUUUGGGGAUAGGAAGGGGGAGCCUGGCUGUCCCUGGGCUUGGGGGGGUUGUCUGUAUAUAUUGUGUUAAUAGGCAUGUCUGGCCUCUCGUGUGGUAACCGCUGCAGGUCCUGGUGGGGCAGCUGGCGUGAAGUUCCCCGUUUUUGGCCUUUGGUUUUGGGUUGUUUUAGGGUUUUGGGGUGGUUUGGGGUUUUUUUUUUGGUAAGUGGUCAGUGAGGGAGAGCUGACUUGUGUGUUUGUAACUCCUUUCUAUCGUUGUUUUGACCGCUGAUUUGUGUUUGGG